Messenger RNA from Salvelinus fontinalis (brook trout), 12562 nucleotides. RefSeq lists its product as uncharacterized. The record is from RefSeq and is a predicted model, not a curated record. Bases 9911 to 12103 code for a protein of 730 amino acids. The transcript has 2 exons. NCBI's taxonomy places the organism in Eukaryota, Metazoa, Chordata, Actinopteri, Salmoniformes, Salmonidae.
GUUUGGGCCAUAGCUGGCUCUAUGACAGAUGGCAGAGAGCUGAUGGUGACUGAGAACAGGGAAGGGACGAGAUAAAAUGACAGGGCGACGGGUGCGUGGGGGACGUUUUAGCGGCAGUAUUCCAUCCACGUGACACAUCGGACAGCCACAAAAGGCAGGCAAGUGCCAUAGCAGCUUGUCAGGCCACAGUCUAUUUGUUUUCGGUUAGGCGGUUACCCAUGGUGGCCUCCUGCUGCCCAUGUGUGCCCACACCACCACCUCCUCACCUUCCUCCAUCUCCUCUCCCUUCCUUCUCCCUCACUGUUGCCUGAGAACACAGGAGAUAAGAGAACAUGCGUCACAGCCCCAACGGGACUGGCAGUGGGACUGCUGUGUCUUCAGAUGGGGGUAAAGGGUGGAGGCAGAGUGCAGACAGUGGAAGACAGUGAAUCGAGAGAAAGGAUUAAAAAACUAGAAGAAGCGUCAGCAGAGAACUCCACACUGCCACACCACCAAGUUAAUUAGGGUGCAAAGAGAGAGGAUCCAAGACAACAACAAACACAAGCAACACGGCAGCCAUUUUGCAGUAUUUCAAGACCAGAGAGAUCAGAGUUUUGUCUUUUCCAAAGCAGAGGGGAAGGCAUGGCCUGAAGACAGGAAUAAUUAAAGCUGCCUCAGAGAGAGCAGAAUGUUUCCUUCCUUCCUCGUCAUUGUGAACAAUGACAUUGUGAAGUUUUAAAAAAAUGUAUUCAGAAGAAGAUGGGCCUGUUACCCUCCUUUUAUCAUAAUGAUCGUAACCCAUAGUUAAUGUAGCACCAAAAGACAGCCAGAAUGGAUCAAAAGAGCGUUUGAGAAAAGUCCAUUUUAAUAAUGAUGAUAGCAACGUUGGAGUUGUGUGGUGGUAAAUACACUGGGGAUUUUUUUAAAUCCCUAAUUAUGUUUUGGUCAUCGCAAUCAAUACAUCAUGCGUAUGUAUUACAGUACACAUACCGUAAUUUCCGGACUAUAAGCCGCUACUUUUUUCCCACGCUAUGAACCUUGCGCUUUAUACAAUGAAGCGGCUAAUUUAUGGAUUUUUCCCGCUUUCACAAAUUCAUGCCGCCAAAAAACUGAGCACCGUCACAUAAUGUGAAGUAAAUCGAGCGCGCUCAAACUUUCCAUCAUUCUGAUUACGGUAGUCAUUUUGUCACCCUCAUCAUGGCAAAGACACGGAGAAAUGCAUAUGAUGCAGCUUUCAAUUUGAAGGCGAUCGAUCUGGCUGUUUGAAAAGGAAAUAGAGCUUCUGCACGGGAGCUUGGCCUUAAUGAGUCGAUGGUAAGACGUUGGAAACAGCAGCGUGAGAAACUGACUUAGUGCAAAAAGACAACAAAAGCUUUCAGAGGAAAGAAAAGCAGAUGGCCCGAACUAGAAAAUGGAUUGGAUGACAAGUGGGGAGAAAUCCUUCACUAAAACGGGCUGCAUGCGAAGAGCGACUUAUGGUCAAGUCUGCCAGUGGGUCCUGACAGCGUGGAGCUGCUGCGUAUUGAAGAGGGCAGCAUAAGCUCAGCGGGGAAUUUGCCUCCGGAUGAAAGUGAGGAGAGCACAAUGAAAACGAUCCAACAUCGGAUGAAGCAAUUCUGAGGCUAUUCAACUCCGACACCAAAGGAGAUGACUUCAGUGGUUUCAGUGCACAGGAGGAAGAUAGUGACCAAGGACUUUCUUGGACCUGAGCCCUAGGACCAUGCCUCAGGACUACCUGGCAUGAUGACUCCUUGUUGUCCCCAGUCCACCUGGCCGUGUUGCUGCUCCAGUUUCAACUGUUCUGCCUGCUGCUAUGGAAACCUGACCUGUUCACUGUGAUUAUUAUUAUUUGACCAUGCGGGUCAUUUAUGAACAUUUGAACAUCUUGGCCAUGUUCUGUUAUAAUCUCCACCCGGCACAGCCAGAAGAGGAUUGGCCAUCCCUCAUAGCUUGGUUCCUCUCUAGGUUUCUUCCUAGGUUUUGGCCUUUCUAGGGAGUUUUUCCUAGCCCCCGUGCUUCUACACCUGCAUUGCUUGCUGUUUGGGGUUUUAGGCUGGGUUUCUGUACAGCACUUUGAUAUAUCAGCUGAUGUAAGAAGGGCUAUAUAAAUAAAUUUGAUUUGAAGAGAAGAGAAGAGAAGAGGGGAGAGAGUAAGAGAGAGAAGAGAAGGGGGAGAGAGAGAGGAGAGAGAUCACUGUGAUGAGUUUAAAUCCUACAUCUGACUGGUCUGUUGUCAAACAUUUCGUUUUCAUCCGUACACACUCAUGUAUGCUGCACCACGCAGGGAAUAGUGGGGCGGAGGAGGAGGGGUAAAGAACGAAGACUACAAAUGAUAUCAGAAAUGGUUUCCAGGGGCAAAAACCAUGGCACAGUGAUGAAGGAUGACAGCAUCCUGGUUUUAAUUGCCAUGGCUCCCGUUGUCGUGGCGCCCAGGGGGACAGGAAGGAGGCAGACACAGAUAGUGUCUAAUGAGUAUUAAUCUAAUCACUGUCUGACAUAAAUAAGGCAUGUGCUUUUGUCAACCCCUCCCCUCCCUUCUCCUGCCGUCACCCCCAAACUCUGACAUUUAGGAUUGGGUAUUUGCAUUUCCUAAAACUUUUAACAAAUUGAAUCGCACUGUCAAAGUAGGAAGGGAGAUAGAAUGACUUGCGGCGUGAUUUACUUGAAGCUAAAUUAACUUAAUUUCCUUCUCUUUUCUCUAAUGGCUCUCUUCUUUUUUAAACUAUUAUUAGGACUGAUUCUUUUUUUUAUCUCUCUUUUAUUCAUCCACUGUCUGCUUCUUUAUUUUUCCACUUUUCCUGAUUCCUUACCGUCAUCAUAAACUGUACAGCUCCCCCUUCCUUACUAAAUAUUAUAUUUUGGUAAGGUUUAAAUUGUUCUUAUUUAUAUGUUUACACUAAGGUAACUUUAUUGAUAUGGCACAAUGACUAGUAUAACAGUUUGAGAAUAAAUCCUCAGAAUUUGUCCAUUGGACAGAACCUACUCAAUACAAUUUGUCACAGAUGUUCUAAAUAUUAAAAAAAUGAGUUUUGUGAUAAUGUGUAUGUUGGAAUGUUUUCAAACCACUGCUGUCCAUGAUGUCGGUAAGGGUACAGAUCCCACAUUUGGACCAUUAGCGGGGAUGCAAAAGGCCGCCCUCCAGAUCGCAAGGCAUUAUUGUGAAAUAUUGGAGUAUCGGCAUGCCAUUUUGAUUUACAGUUACAUAGUUUUUCAAUUUUAAAACAAAUAGAAAUUGUGUGAGCAAUAAUGGGACCAAAGAGUAGUUUAAAUAGUUUAGGGGAUAUUUGGUGAAGAUCCCCUCUUCCAAGGCAAUAGGAGACACCAUUUUUAUAUAUACUCAGCCAGGGGGCAUAAGAAUUAUGUCUAAACCAAUAUAGGAUGUGGCGAAAUGCUAGUGCAUGGAAAUAGUCCUUCUACGUCUUUCCUUUUUUUUAUUCCUUGCUAUAUAAAUGAAACCACACUAUGCAUUUUAUCUCAAUAGCCAAAAGGGGUAGCCAUGGGAACCAUUGAACUACAGAAAUUCAUAGGAUCAUAUGAAUUUGGAGCGUACAUAUAAAUAAAGGCUGUUUUCUUUCCAUUAUGUAUACAUUUAAGGAAAGUGAUAGUUCUGCCUUCUUGGUCUUCGCCUUUACCCAAGAUGGUAAUUUUGAAAUUCUUAUGUAUCUUAUGAUUACACCUUUAGUUUUGUUUGGAGCUGAUGACAAAACAUCUAGUUUGUGCAAAUGGUUCUAUGUGAGUCAUUUUGGAGCAGGUGUGUUUCUUGGGGCAUUGCUAUAUUAACAUAGUUUCUUGCUAAGAUAUCAAGACAACUAGAAAGUUUAAUAGGACACUUUAGGCCUUUCAAAUUCCUAGAGAGAAUAGCUAGCAUUGCAUUUGUUUAAAAAAAAUAAUGCAUUAUUAAUAAUGUAAUUGUUAUCUUCAAUGUUAAUAAGCCCAUGGAUGUGAAACAAAAAGCAGGAGCUACAGGGAAACCCACCCAUUGGUCGUUCCCCACCCAGAAACCCCACCUGUGAACAGUUGAGAAAUAAAUCAAGUAAAACAUCAAAUAAGUAACUACUUGCCCCUUCAGGCCUUUACAUUUAAGUUUGCAGACUUGAUGAACUAGGGUGACUAAUGAAGAAAUAAAGAAGAGAAAAGGGGGAAAAGUCAACAGAAAUGCAAGCCUAAGCAGUCAAACAGGAUGGCUGUAGGAGCAAUAGCUCCUGAUCCAUCCUCAUUAGCAAUAUGGUCUAAAUUAUCCUAAACAUAAUGUACCCUCAACAAAAACAAAAAUAAAUUGUGUGGUAGCCCAUAUUGGUUUGGCCUUCUAUCCUAAACAGUUUAGCCCAUAAGGAUGCAAUGCGCUGUAGCCUCACAAGGAAGCAACCCCAGUUUGUAUGACACUUAUCACAUUAUAUUGUCCAUUGUUCAUUAAUUGGUGUGAAGCCCCAGCGACAUGGGACCCAGCUUCUCCUGCACAAACAGUUCAUAGAAAAGAUUGCUCAUAAAGGAAGUUGAGAUGUCCGCUUCCACAGCAGUUUCAAGUCCUGUGACCCGCAUAUUGAAUUUACAGGAAUUAUUUUUGAGUGUUUGUUUUAUUUUUAGGAGAUGGAUUUUUCCUAGCUUAGCUCCCGCUGUUUCCAGGUCAUGGAGUCACCCCUCUGUCACAUUGGCUGCUGUCUCCAAACAUUCCAUUUUUGUUGAGAAGGUAUCCACUUCAGAAGUGAGCAGUGCAAGAGAUUAAUUUAUCCGUUUUAAUUCCAAGUCGAGGGCGGAGGUUAUUUCCUCACGAACAAUCUCUGGUAUAGUAGUGGCCAACUUUUUCUGUUGUCGGGUGUUGAGAGCCGCCAUGUUCCCACAGGUGAAUUGUGAACGGACAGAAUACCUCAGCUGCUGGAGCAAAAUAGACCUGCUAAUUGUUCCUUGUAAUACAGUAAACGUCCCACACCUUAAUGUGAUGUUAUAUGUUGACAAUUAUUUGAAAAUAAGUCUGUUAAUUCAUAGUUAUUUAGCAAAAUAUAGCCACGAGAAAGCAAUACGUUUCAAUGCAUGCCACCGGAACUGGAAACAAAGUGAAAGCCAAUAUUGAAUAACUUUUAAACAUACAGACAAUGAACAAAAAUAUAUUAUUUUUAAUGCAGCACAAAUACUAUUUCUCGUAAUAACCAUAAUAAUUGCCUGGCAAUAUGUAAUUACUUCAAAAAGUACUCCUCUAGUUCACAGAAAGACUGUAUGUGUGACAUGUAGUGCUGUAAGGUAAAGUGCUUCCAAAAAUGUACUUGGGGACUUAGGGGUUCCAUCACUAAGGUAACCAUAGGACAAUUAAAGCAGAAGGGAUUAAACCUUUUCUGUGACUGUCUAUGUUGUUUACUUCUAGAUUGAAUGACAUUUCUGGGUGCAGGUCAAUUUACAAAAAAAACGACGUUUUCGUCUUUUGAGCUUCUAGUCAUGAAAUCUAUGCAGCCUACUCAAUCACUUUUUAUAGCUAUUGUUUACAGGCCUCCUGGGCCAUAUACAGCGUUCCUCACUGAGUUCCCUGAAUUCCUAUCGGACCUUGUAGUCAUAGCAGAUAAUAUUCAAAUUUUGGUGAUUUUAAUAUUCACAUGGAAAAGUCCACAGACCCACUCCAAAAGGCUUUCGGAGCCAUCAUCGACUCAGUGGGUUUAGUCCAACAUGUCUCUGGACCUACUCACUGUCACAGUCAUACUCUGGAUCUAGUUUUGUCCCAUGGAAUAAAUGUUGUGGAUCUUAAUGUUUUCCCUCAUAAUCCUGGACUAUCGGACCACCAUUUUAUUACGUUUGUAAUCGCAACAAAUAAUCUGCUCAGACCCUGCUCAAUAAUCUGCUCAGACCCCAACCAAGGAGCAUCAAAAGUCAUGCUAUAAAUUCUCAGACAACCCAAAGACUCAUUGAUGCCCUUCCAGACUCCCUCUGCCUACCCAAGGACGUCAGAGGACAAAAAUCAGUUAACCGCCUAACUGAGGAACUCAAUUUAACCUUGCACAAUACCCUAGAUGCAGUUGCACCCAUAAAAACUAAAAACAUUUGUCAUAAGAGACUAGCUCCCUGGUAUACAGAAAAUACCUGAGCUCUGAAGCAAGCUUCCAGAAAAUUGGAACGGAAAUGGCGCCACACCAACUGGAAGUCUAGCUUGAAAAGACAAUAUUGUGCAGCAUCGAAGAGCCCUCACUGCUGCUCGAUCAUCCUAUUUUUACAACUUAAUCAAUUUAUUUUUGAUACUGUCGCAAAGCUAACUAAAAAGCAGCAUUCCCCAAGAGAGGAUGGCUUUCACUUCAGCAGUAAUAAAUUCAUGAACUUCUUUGAGGAAAAGAUCAUAAUCAUUAGAAAGCAAAUUACGGACUCCUCUUUAAAUCUGCGUAUUCCUCCAAAGCUCAGUUGUCCUGAGUCUGCACAACUCAAGUGUUUUAGUAUUAUAUCUCUUGAGAUAAGACUGUCAUCUGAUGAAGUUGUUUUGUGAAAGCUACCUAUGCGGUGGAAAAAUGGUGAAAACAUGGCAUUAUGUGUUUGGCUAUUGUGGUUAGCUAAUAUAAAUAUAUAUUGUGUUUUCGCUGUAAAACAUUUUAAAAAUCGGAAAUGAUGGCUGGAUUCACAAGAUGUUUAUCUUUCAUUUGCUGUAUUGGACUUGUGAUUUCAUUAAAUUAUAUUAUAUGAUAUCCCUGUCGUUAGGCUAGGCUAUGCUGGUCAGCUUUUUUGAUGAGGAGGAUCCCGGAUCCGGGAGAGAGAAGCGGUAGAGGUUAAUCUGGACCCUGAUCUCUCUUUUGACAAACAUAUCAAGACUGUUUCAAGGACAGCUUUUUUCCAUCUACGUAACAUUGCAAAAAUCAGAAACUUUCUGUCCAAAAAUUAUGCAGAAAUCCAUGCUUUUGUUACUUCUAGGUUAGACUACUGCAAUGCUCUACUUUCCGGCUACCGGAUAAAUCACUAAAUUAACUUCAGUUAGUGCUAAAAACGGCUGCUAGAAUCCUGACUAGAACCCAAAAAUGUGAUCAUAUUACUCCAGUGCUAGCUUCCAUACACUGGCUUCCUGUUAAGACAAGGGCUGAUUUCAAGGUUUGACUGCUAACCUACAAACCAUUACAUGGGCUUGCUCCCAUCCAUCUUUCCGAUUUGGUCCUGCCAUACAUACCUACACGUACGCUACGGUCACAAGACGCAUGCCUCCUAAUUGUCCCUGGAAUUUCUAAGCAAACAGCUGGAGGCAGGGCUUUCUCCUAUAGAGCUCCAUUUUUAUGGAAUGGUCUGCCUACCCAUGUGAGAGAUGCAGACUUGGUCUCAACCUUUAAGUCUUUACUGAAGAUUCAUCUCUUCAGUAGGUCAUAUGAUUGAGUGUAGUCUGGCCCAGGAGUGUGAAGGUGAACGGAAAGGCUCUGGAGCAAGGAACCGCCCUUGCUGUCUCUGCCUGCUCGGUUCCCCUCCACUGGGAUUAUCUGCCUCUAACCUUAUUACAGGGGCUGAGUGGUGCACAGGGGCUGAGUCACAUACCCCUCCUCGUCACUAGAGAGGGUUGAGUCACUGACGUGAUCUUCCUGUCUGGGACCCCCCCCCCUUGGGUUGUGCCAUGGCGGAAAUCUUUGUGGGCUAUAUCAGGAUGGUAAGUUGGUGGUUGAAGAUAUCCCUCUAGUGGUGUGGGGGCUGUGCUUUGGCAAAGUGGGUGGGGUUAUAUCCUUCCUGUUAUCAUCGGGUAUCAUCGGAUGGGGCCACAGUGUCUCCUGACCCCUCCUGUCUCAGGAUCCAGUAUUUAUGCUGCAUUAGUUUAUGUGUCGAGGGGCUAGGGUCAGUUUGUUAUAUCUGGAGUACUUCUCCUGUCUUAUCCGGUGUCCUGUGUGAAUUUAAGUAUGCUCUCUCUAAUUCUCUCUUUUUUUCUCUCUCUCGGAGGACCUAAGCCCUAGGACCAUGCCUCAGGACUACCUGGCAUGAUGGCUCCUUGCUGUCCCCAGUCCACCUGGCCGUGCUGCUGCUCCAGUUUCAACUGUUCAGCUGUGGCUAUGGAACCCUGACCUGUUCACCGGACGUGCUACCUGUCCCAGACCUGCUGUUUUCAAUUCUCUAGAGACAGCAUGAGCGGUAGAGAUACUCUUAUUGAUCGGCUAUGAAAAGCCAACUGACAUUUACUCCUGAGGUGCUGACUUGUUGCACCCUCGACAACUACUGUGAUUAUUAUUAUUUGACCAUGCUGGUCAUUUAUGAACAUUUGAACAUCUUGGCCAUGUUCUGUUAUAAUCUCCACCCGGCACAGCCAGAAGAGGACUGGCCACCCCUUAUAGCCUGGUUCCUCUCUAGGUUUCUUCCUAGGUUUUGGCCUUUCUAGGGAGUUGUUCCUAGCCACCGUUCUUCUACACCUGCAUUGCUUGCUGUUUGGAGUUUUUAGCUGGGUUUCUGUAAAGCACUUUGAGAUAUCAGCUGAUGUAGGGAAGGGCUAUAUAAAUACAUUUGAUUUGAUUUGAAUUUGAUUUCCUCUGUGCUGUGCAAUUGAAGACGAGAAGCAUUUGGUUUAAUUGCUACAAUUAGUACUUGUGUGGUUGUUUGUUACAAUCCAUCUUUAAUGAUAAAGCAUUUGACUGGAGGGGACCCUGCAAACAAAAUGUAGUCCUUAGGACGAUCUUCCAAAAAUGGUUGUCUAAAGUCGUCAGGGCGUUGUGUCAUGAUCCUGUGGAGGUUUUUGUCUUGUUCCCGGUUUGAUUGCUACAAUUCCUCAACAGUGAUAAACCAGAAGACUGGAGAGGACUAACUCAGUCUCAAAUGUUGACUAAUUAUGUGCCUUUAACAUUGUGUGGUCAUGUCUCCACGUGACAACAGAAUAAAAAUGUAUGCUUGUGUGUGCUCCCCCUGCCAAAACUAUUUCAUUCCAUCAUUUGGGGUAAUAUUUGUUGAAAAAGUCAAAUACAUCGUCUCCCAAUUAAAUGUAUAUUAAUAUUGUUAUUAUACACCACUAGAAGUGCCAACAUACAGGCCAUACAGCACUGUGAAACCUCCUUGCCUUCUUACAUCAAUGUUCUUCAGAUGGGGCCGUUUCAUUCCAAAAGAUGUCCUGUUUUAUUCAGUGUUAAGUAUCAUUUAUUUGUCCCGUUUCAUUUCCAUAAUGGUUUACUGACCAUUUAUUGAGAAACUUCUGGAGGCCCCUUCUCAGCCUAUAGCAUCGGGCCUGAGCUAAUAGACGUUAGAUUGGAUUCUGCCGCUGUGCAUGGUGAGAUAAUUCCUCCUUUUUAGCUCUGUGCCACGUAUCUCCUCUGGCCUCAUACAUUAUGGAUAGGGCUUAAAGCAGUGCCUUGCCCAAGCUCUCUCUCACUUAUUAAAAUCUGCUCUCAAAGGCAGGAUCAGAAAAAAUGACUUUCAAGUUAGUCCUGGUGCUUUGCGCCUUAAAAGCGCUCUUUGACCGUUGAUUCAUCCAAGCCAACAGGUGGUGCUGUGGCGCUCACCUAAGGCUAAUGUUUCAUCUGUAAUUUCCUGCACAAAUCAUCUUAAAGUAACUUCAAUGAGCUGAACAAUCAAUGUCAGACUGUCACGCCCUGGCCUUAGUAUUCUUUGUUUUCUUUAUUAUUUUAGUUAGGUCAGGGUGUGACAUGGGGAAUGUUUGUGUUUUGUUGGUAUUGGGUGAUUCUAUGGUAAAGGGGUUGUUGGUGUAGUAUAUGGGUUUGGUGUUGAGUGUAUGUGUCUAGCUGUGUCUAUGUUGGGCGUAGUUCUAGGAAAGUCUAUGGUGGCCGGAAUGGGUUCUCAAUUAGAGACAGCUGAUUUCGGUUGUCUCUAAUUGGGAGCCAUAUUUAAGGCUGCCAUGGGCUUUAGCUGUUUGUGGGUCAUUGUUUGUGUAUAUGUAUAGUUCAACGUAAGUAGUUUGUGUGUGCACUUACGUUUGAAGUUUUCACGAUCGUUUGUUGUUUUUUCGUUAUUGUUAUAAUAGUGUGUCGUGUUCAUCUUCGUCGUUAUUAAAAAGAAGAUGUAUCCAAAUCAUGUUGCGCCUUGGUCCUCUCGUUCAUGUCAACACGAUCGUGACAGAAUGACCCACCUAUAUACGACCAAGCAACAUGACCAGCGGCAACAGGAGCAAUACAAGGAUUCAUGGACAUGGGAGGAAAUUUUAGACCGGGAGGUACCAGGAGAAUAUAACCGCCCCAAAGCUGAGCUGGAGGCAUUGAAAGCAGAGAGGCGGCGAUAUGAGGAGCUAGCUCGGAGGCAGGAAAAGGAACCUACAAAGGAUCUGGGCUACACUACGUGGGAGGAGAUCGACAGGUGGGCGAUCAACCCAGGGAGAGUGCCGGAGCCCGCCUGGGAUUCUCUGGCGCAGUGCGAGGAGGGAUACCGGCGAAUGGAGGCAGCACGACGAAGCGGUAGGAAGCCUGUGGGAAAACCCCAAAAAUUUCUUUGGGGGGGGCUUAAAGGGAGAGUGGCGAAGUCAGGUAGGAAACCUGCGCCUACUCCCUGUAAUUACCGUGGAGAGCGAGAGUACGGGCAGACACCGUGUUACGCAGUGUCUCCUGUACGUGUGCAUAGCCCGGUGCGGGUUAUUCCACCUCCCCGCACUGGCAGGGCUAGAUUGAGUAUUGAGCCGGAUGUCAUGAAGCCGGCCCUACAUAUCUGGCCACCAGUGCGUUUCCUCGGGCCGGUUUACAUGGCACCAGCCUUACGCAUGGUGUCCCCGGUUCGCCUACAUAGCCCGGUGCGGGUUAUUCCACCUCCCCGCACUGGUCGGGCAACGGGGAGCAUUCAACCAGGUAAGGUUGGUCAGGCUCAAUGCUCAAGGGAGCCAAUACGCCUGCACGGUCCGGUAUUUCCGGCGCCACCUCCCCGCCCCAGUUCAGUGCCACCAGUACAUACACCACGUAACAGGCUUCCAGUGUGUCUCCAGAGCCCUGUUCCUCCUCCACGCACUCGUCCUAUGGUGCGUGUCUCCAGCCCGGUACCACCAAUUCCGGCACCACGCACUAAGCCUCUUGUGCGUUUCCAGAGUCCUGUGCAUCCUGUUGCUGCUCCCCGCAUUAGCCCUGAGAUGCGUGUCCCCAGUCCGGUACCACCAGUUCCGGCCCCACGCACUAGGCCUAAUGUGCGUCCCCAGGGUCCAGUAUGCCCUGUUCCUUCUCCCCGCACUAGCCCUGAGAUGCGUGUCCCCAGCCCGGUGCCACCAGUCCCGGCACCACGCACCAGGCCUACAGUGCGCCUCAGCCGGCAGGAGUCUGCCGUCUGCACAGCGAUGACUGAACUGCCCGUCUGCCAAGCGCCAUCUGAGCCAUCCGUCUCCCCAGCGCCAUCUGAGCCAUCCGUCUCCCCAGCGCCAUCUGAGCCAUCCGUCUCCCCAGCGCCAUCUGAGCCAUCCGUCUCCCCAGCGCCAUCUGAGCCAUCCGUCUGCAAUGAGCCUGCAAAGCCGCCCGUCUGCCAUGAGCCUGCAAAGCCGCCCGUCUGCCAUGAGCCUACUGAGCCGUCCGCCAGACAGGAGCCGCUAGAGCCGCCAGCCAGACAGGAGCCGCUAGAGCCGUCCGUCAGACAGGAUCUGCCAGAGCCGCCAACCAGACAGGAUCUGCCAGAGCCGCCAACCAGACAGGAUCUGCCAGAGCCGCCAACCAGACAGGAUCUGCCAGAGCCGCCAAUCAGACAGGAUCUGCCAGAGCCGCCAAUCAGACAGGAGCAGCCAGAUCCGUCAGCUAGCCAUGAGCAGCCAGAUCCGUCAGCUAGCCAUGAGCAGCCAGAUCCGUCAGCUAGCCAUGAGCAGCCAGAUCCGUCAGCCAGCCAUGAGCAGCCAGAUCCGUCAGCCAGCCAUGAGCAGCCAGAUCCGUCAGCCAGCCAUGAGCGGCCAGAUCAGUCAGCCAGCCAUGGGCCAUCCCUCAGUCCGGAGCUGCAGUCCCUCAGUCCGGAGCUGCAGUCCCUCAGUCCGGAGCUACAGUCCCUCAGUCCAGAGCUGCAGUCCCUCAGUCCGGUGCUGCAGUCCCUCAGCCUGGUGCUGCCCCUUACCCUGGUACUGCCCCUUAAUGCAGUGUGGUUAAUGUGGAGGGGGGUCAUUUGGAGGAAGUUAAGGAGGCGGUUAGGGACUGUGGUGACGUGGGGACUACGACCAGAGCCGGAGCCGCCACCAUGGAUGGAAGCCCACCCAGACCCUCCCCUAGACUGUGUAAUGGUGCGCCCGGAGUUCGCACCUUAAGGGGGGGGUUAUGUCACGCCCUGGCCUUAGUAUUCUUUGUUUUCUUUAUUAUUUUAGUUAGGUCAGGGUGUGACAUGGGGAAUGUUUGUGUUUUGUUGGUAUUGGGUGAUUCUAUGGUAAAGGGGUUGUUGGUGUAGUAUAUGGGUUUGGUGUUGAGUGUAUGUGUCUAGCUGUGUCUAUGUUGGGUGUAGUUCUAGGAAAGUCUAUGGUGGCCGGAAUGGGUUCUCAAUUAGAGACAGCUGAUUUCGGUUGUCUCUAAUUGGGAGCCAUAUUUAAGGCUGCCAUGGGCUUUAGCUGUUUGUGGGUCAUUGUUUGUGUAUAUGUAUAGUUCAACGUAAGUAGUUUGUGUGUGCACUUACGUUUGAAGUUUUCACGAUCGUUUGUUGUUUUUUCGUUAUUGUUAUAAUAGUGUGUCGUGUUCAUCUUCGUCGUUAUUAAAAAGAAGAUGUAUCCAAAUCA